Molecule: messenger RNA, 1347 nt
Organism: Aaosphaeria arxii CBS 175.79
Lineage: Eukaryota; Fungi; Ascomycota; Dothideomycetes; Pleosporales
Product: NADH-ubiquinone oxidoreductase-like protein 40 kDa subunit
Exons: 5
Coding region: 101-1156 (351 amino acids)
Cellular component (GO): mitochondrion
Molecular function (GO): protein-containing complex binding
Source: RefSeq, a predicted model, not a curated record
CGCCAUUGUGUUCGCUCCGGAGCGGGCUUGACAGCUCAAUUGUCCGCUGCGUCGCGCGCAACGCAAAUCCCAAAGAUCCCCCAGCGCAGUCUCAAUUCAGAUGUUCGCAGUACUUACUAGGACCGGAAAGCCGAUUUUGACAGUUGCCGGCGGAAGGUCGUCUCUCGGAGGCUACACCGCUACCGUUUUUGGCGCCACUGGUUUCCUGGGACGAUACAUUGUGAACAGGCUCGCGCGUGCGGGAUGCACAGUCGUUGUACCUUACCGCGAGGAGAUGGCGAAGCGUCAUCUGAAGCUCACUGGAGAUUUGGGACGUGUUGUUUUCUUGGAAAUGGACCUGCGCAACACCGCUUCCAUUGAGGAGAGUGUUCGCCAUUCUGACAUUGUCUACAAUCUGAUUGGUCGAGACUACCCCACCAAAAACUUCACACUUGAUGAUGUACAUGUGGAGGGAACUGAGCGUAUCGCGGAGGCUGUCGCCAAAUAUGACAUCGACCGAUUUGUCCACGUUUCUUCUCACAGCGCCAAUCUAAACUCGACCUCGGAAUUCUACCGCACCAAGGCACAGGGAGAGCAAGUGGCUCGAAGCAUCUACCCGGAAACCACGAUUGUCAGGCCCGCACCAUUGUUCGGACAUGAGGAUCGUCUUUUGAACAGACUGGCUGGAGUUACCAACUUCAUUACCUCGAAUUGGAUGCAAGAGCGCUUUUACCCGGUCCAUGCCAUUGAUGUGGGCAUGGCAUUGGAGAAGAUGGUCUAUGACGAUACCACUGCUGCCGAAACAUACGAGCUGUACGGUCCCACGGAGUACAGCAUGCAGGAGUUGGCCGAACUGGUCGACAAGGAAAUCAUCAAGCACAGGAGACACAUCAACAUUCCACCUCGUUUGUUGAAGCCAGUCGCACAUUACUUGAACCGACUCCUUUGGUGGCCUGUCACUUCCGAGGCUGAAGUUGAGCGGGAAUUCGUUGAUCAGGAGAUUGAUCCUACCGCGAAGACCUUUGCCGAUCUAGGAAUCGAGCCCGUGGAGCUGAAGAGUCUCACUUAUGAGUAUCUGAAAGGAUACCGUAGCGCACAAUACUAUGAUCUGCCCCCUAUGACAGAGCGUGAGAAGAGGGAGGAGAAGAAGUACUUGCACGUCAUUGACGACCAGUAGUUUUUCAUUCGCAUUCCCCGUAUUCCAAAUAUAUCAUGUGUAAAUAGCCGCUCGACUUUGGGGAGCGUACCCAAAAGGGUUUGUAGUAGAUUAAACAUUUCAUUUGUCAGUUCAAGACAAUCCGAGUCAUAUCCAGUAAAGCUGUGUCCUGAGUAGUAGGCGUACGAUGCUAAAAGAUCACCAAUUGGUGG